AUGAAUGCAAGAGGUUCUGAAACCAAUGGAUAUGGUUCUAAAAUGAAUGCAAGAGGUUCUCAAACCAAUGCAUAUGUUUCUCAAAUGAAUGUGGAAAGAAGAAAGCUUCAUAAAAGCUCAUCACAUGCAACUUUGCAGCAAGGUGUAUCGAGUUAUGUGAAUCUAUCUGCCUCUACUUAUGUGAAUCCAUCUACUUCUAUCUCUGUGAAUCCAUUUGCUUCUGUGCAUCCAACUCUAAGGCAAGUUCCAAGACUUUGGGAGUUAGUAGUAGUGAUCCAUGGAAACCACCAUGGAAAGCAGCAAUGA
Molecule: messenger RNA, 306 nt
Organism: Prunus armeniaca (apricot)
Lineage: Eukaryota; Viridiplantae; Streptophyta; Magnoliopsida; Rosales; Rosaceae
Source: the annotation of a GenBank genome assembly